UGCCUUUCAUUUCCAUUCCACAAUUUUCCUUCUGCCCAAUUAUAUUUCUUCUCCUCUCCUUCUCCUUCCCCAAACCCCAACGUAGUCUGCUUCUUCAAUCCUUCUUCCUUCUGCGAGAUCAUGGAGAUGGAACGCAUGAUCGAGUUUCCUCACACACAUCUUGAUCGGAGGCCCCGUAAGAGGGCUCGUCUGGGCUGGGACGUUGUCCCUGAGGCCCCUAAGGCUCAGGUAGGAAUAUGUUGUGGACAAGAGAUUGCGAAUAUUCCAAGCUUUGCAUCUACAAGAGCACCAUCAGAUCAUUCUUCUAAUCCACUAUUUGUUAAGGGAGUGGCACGAAAUGGUUCUCCCCCCUGGCGAGAAGAUGACAAAGAUGGGCAUUACAUGUUUGCGCUUGGAGAAAAUUUAACUUCUCGCUAUAAAAUACAUAGCAAAAUGGGAGAAGGUACUUUUGGGCAAGUGCUGGAAUGCUGGGACAGAGAAAAAAAGGAAAUGGUUGCAAUUAAAAUUGUGCGUGGAAUCAGGAAAUAUCGUGAUGCAGCUAUGAUAGAAAUUGAGGUGUUGCAACAACUUGGAAAGCAUGAUAAAGGUGGCAACCGUUGUGUACAAAUACGGAACUGGUUUGACUAUCGUAACCAUAUCUGUAUUGUGUUUGAGAAGCUUGGGCCAAGCUUAUACGAUUUUCUACGGAAAAACAAUUAUCGCUCCUUUCCCAUUGACCUAGUUCGUGACAUUGGCAGACAACUGUUGGAAUGUGUAGCAUUCAUGCAUGACCUACGAAUGAUACACACUGACUUGAAGCCAGAGAAUAUAUUGUUGGUCUCUGGAGAUUAUGUGAAAGUACAUGACUAUAAGAAUUUAUCUCGAUCACCAAGGGACAGUUCUAACUUCAAAAGAGUGCCUAAGUCAAGUGCUAUAAAGGUGAUUGAUUUUGGUAGCACUACUUAUGAUCGUCAAGAUCAAAAUUACAUUGUAUCUACACGGCAUUAUCGAGCACCAGAGGUUAUUCUUGGCCUUGGAUGGAGAUUUCCUUGUGAUAUAUGGAGUGUUGGCUGUAUCCUUGUUGAACUAUGCUCGGGUGAGGCUCUGUUUCAAACUCAUGAAAACUUGGAGCACUUGGCAAUGAUGGAGCGAGUCCUUGGUCCAUUGCCACAGGAAAUGUUAAAGAAAGUAGACCGGCAUGCAGAAAAAUAUGUAAGAAGAGGUAGAUUAGAUUGGCCAGAAGGUGCAACAUCGAGGGAUAGCAUCAAGGCUGUUCAAAAGUUGGCUCGAUUACCGAACUUGAUAAUGCAGCAUGUGGAUCACUCAGGUGGGGAAUUGAUUCAUCUUGUGCAAGGGUUGCUUCGAUAUGAUCCCUUACUUAGACUAACUGCUCGUGAAGCUUUACGGCACCCAUUCUUUACAAGGGAUUCCUUGAGGAGAUAGUAGAGGAUAUAUGUUGACUCUCAUUAUUAACUGUGACUGGCAUUCAAGUCUUUUACACUGUUCUACUUUCUUCUUCAUGCAACUGUAUAGCUGUUGGCAGGCAAUGGGGGUGAGCCUGUUGAUUGACGAUGCGGGCUGAAAAGGAGCAGUAUAUCUCUGUGAUGUUGUAAAUAUAUAUGCUUACUUCAAGCAGAGUUUUGCAAUGGUAGCACAAGUUGCUUAAGAUUGCACGUGAUUCUUAAUGGGUGAAUUGUUCAGUAAGAUAGUACACUAACUUAAUUUUUUUACAACAUUUGGCUGUACGGUAAAUGUUGAAAUAUGAUGGUUGACAGACAUAUAUAAUAUUGAUGACUAUUGCAGAGUA
Messenger RNA from Cucumis sativus (cucumber), 1786 nucleotides. Its product is annotated as serine/threonine-protein kinase AFC2. NCBI's taxonomy places the organism in Eukaryota, Viridiplantae, Streptophyta, Magnoliopsida, Cucurbitales, Cucurbitaceae. The transcript has 11 exons. The record is from RefSeq and is a predicted model, not a curated record. Gene Ontology annotation, molecular function: ATP binding; protein kinase activity. Gene Ontology annotation, cellular component: nucleus. The coding region runs from base 121 to 1422 and encodes 433 amino acids. Gene Ontology annotation, biological process: protein phosphorylation.